CGUUUUUCUCAUCGAGUAGUCACCAACCUACUAUCCUCAUUACUGAAGACUGACCACUUGAAUUUUUGUGCUCCUGACCUAAAAAGAGGUUAGUUUAAAAGUAUUUGCUGUAACAGGGUUAAAAUCAUGUGUGUUGUUGUUAAUAGAUUCUGUUUUUCUUUCUAUUGCAGAGCAACCAAGAAUAAAUGCUUUGGUAGAAGAAGAGCAAGCUCUGCAUGCACUGAACCUAUAGGAUGACUGAUAAGACUGUUUUGUAGACUAGCUCUCCCUUCUGUACAUAACCCGCGAAUUUUCACUCCGUGUCCUCUCUCUGUGGUGUGAACUGCUUAGUUAACAUUGUUUGUGUUGUGGUUUAUGGUCUUCUUGCCUUUCAGUGACUUCUGAUUACACGUGUUACACUACCUGGCAUUUUCUGUGUUGAAGUAUGGUGGUGAUUAUACAUUAGUGCCUAGUGCAUUUGUAAUUAACGUGGAACCAAAUUAUAGAUGGAAGAAUUUCUAGAAUCCCUAUUUGGUUCUCGUCUUCCCAAGUCAUAACUUGAAAGUCAGCUAUAUAGCUAUGGCGGAAACCUAGCCAAAAAGUAGACAGUUUGGUGUAAAUCCUAUUACAUUCUCGACUCAGAGCGACAAACAAUGAGAAAGUUUCUAUUUCUCAAGUUGUCUACAGUAUUACUUUGGUCUAGGGUACAGAAAAUAUAUAUAAAAUAUGUAAAAAUGGAUAUUUGUUGAAUUUUGUCUCCUGUUUGGUUUGUAUUUGUGAUUCUUUAGCUGUAAAAAUGAACACACCUGAACCUACUAUUCAGAAUAUUUUGGACUCAAAUACUUUGCGUUGGAUCUUUGUCGGAGGUAAAGGUGGAGUUGGAAAAACGACAUGCAGUUGCAGCAUUGCUGUUCAAAUGGCCAAAGUGCGUGAGCGUGUUCUCAUUUUGAGCACGGAUCCUGCUCAUAACCUUUCGGAUGCGUUUGACCAAAAGUUUUCGAAAAAUCCUACUAAAGUUAGGGGUUUUAAUAAUCUUUUUGCUAUGGAAAUUGAUCCAAAUGUGAACUUAGGAGAGUUCGAAGAGGAUCUGGUUGGUUUUGAAGAAGCAGCAGUUUCCGCUGAUAUACGUAAAACCAUCGGUCACUUGAUGACUUCUUUCCCUGGAGUGGAUGAGUAUAUGUCUUAUACAGAGGUGUUUCGGUUGGUCCGCAAUAUGGAUUAUUCAGUCGUCAUUUUUGAUACUGCUCCUACUGGCCACACACUACGAUUGUUAGCGUUUCCAGAGGCUAUGGAGAAAAGCCUUAGCAAAGUAGUCUCAAUGAAAAAUCAGUUCGCUCCAAUUUUAAACCAAUUAAUGGGUUUAGUCGGAAUGAACAGUACACAAGGUGGUGAUUUAACAAAUGCAAUAGAAACACGUUUACCUAUCGUUAAAGAAAUAACAAAGCAGUUCAAAGAUUCCACUCAGACUACAUUUGUAUGUGUUUGCAUACCCGAAUUCUUAAGCAUGUACGAAACGGAACGCUUAGUUCAAGAACUCACUGCACACGAUAUUGAUGUCCACAAUGUCAUUGUAAAUCAACUGUUGUUUCCAAAUUUAUUAUCAUCAUGUGAUGUCUCAUCUAAGGAUCAUUCGAAUGGACCUCCAUCUAAUUGUCGAAUGUGCUUAGCACGUCAUCGAAUACAAUCGAAAUAUCUGGAACAAAUUUUAGAACUAUAUGAAGACAUGCAUGUCAUACAAUUACCUCAAUUAGAAAAUGAGGUAAGAGGAAUCAAGUCUGUUCAAGAAUUCUCCGAACUUCUUUUAAACCCUUACCGUAGGAAAUAAAAAUUAUAGGAUUUGGACGUUAUUUGUAAAAAUGAUGUCGUUUGUGCACUUUUGUAAUUAUUCUUUCUUCUGAAAAAAAUAUUAAACGUUUUUUUCUAAUGAACUGAUUCGAAAAUAACAUGCCCGUUAACAGUUGUUUCUUAUUUCUUUAGCACUGGAAGCAUCUUUAAUAAAUUUUCAUUUUAAGUUAAUUUCUAAUUUGUUUAUGUAAUUGGUUCCAAAAAUCCGUUCACUAAUAUAAUUGACACAUUUUCAACAGAUUAUUAUAAUGCAUAGGCGGCUGAAAAGGGAUUUUGAUUUUUUAUUUGGAAGUUUUUGUGUCUGUUGCAUGUGUAGGAUAUUUGAGUAUUCAUUUUGAUUGGUGCAUUUUUGGAUGAUGUAAUUACAUAUUAAGUAAUUGUACUUUCAGGAUUCUAAUCAAUUCAGGAAACGUACUGAAAGUCUUGUUUUUAGUUCAUAUUUAGACAGCUAGUUAUAUUCACUGUUUUUUACGCUGUUUUAAAUGUACGUCACGCGUUGCCUUAGAAGUUGCAACUACUUUAAACAAAACGUAAAUCUUUCGCAGAAAAUUUCGAAACGCACGACCAGAAUCGUUAUAAGACUUUAUGAUCUCAGACGGCUGGAGUUAUUCGUGUUUAGCUACAAAGAGAUGUGACAUUACAAUCUUCAUACUAUCUACCAACCACUCAGAAUGGAUUCUACUUCUUGUUGGAAAUAAGUACCGUACGUAACAAUCUCCAAAGCAACAUAAACACAGUCUCACUAGUAGAUUAGUUCAAGCUCAAGUUAGGUGUGUCGUAUUCAAACGAAUCUGUAAAUGGUCUACUACUACGCACAAUGUGGUUCCUAGCAGUGACACGAGUAUAAUCAGCCAAUCCAACUCUUAAGAUCUAAAGGCUGCGCAACCGUGAAUUUGUUUAAGAGUAACAGGAUAGUUUGUUUUUUUUUGCU
This is a messenger RNA of Schistosoma haematobium, 2755 nucleotides long. Its product is annotated as Beta-adrenergic receptor kinase 2. Gene Ontology annotation, cellular component: GET complex. Lineage: Eukaryota; Metazoa; Platyhelminthes; Trematoda; Strigeidida; Schistosomatidae. Gene Ontology annotation, molecular function: ATP binding; ATP hydrolysis activity. The transcript has 4 exons. The record is from RefSeq and is a predicted model, not a curated record. The coding region runs from base 776 to 1804 and encodes 342 amino acids. Gene Ontology annotation, biological process: post-translational protein targeting to endoplasmic reticulum membrane.